This is a messenger RNA of Stylonychia lemnae, 3228 nucleotides long. NCBI's taxonomy places the organism in Eukaryota, Ciliophora, Spirotrichea, Sporadotrichida, Oxytrichidae. The record is from the annotation of a GenBank genome assembly.
AUGCAUUAGAGACAAGCCAUUCGUCAUCGCAAGAUUAAAUAUCACCCCCAAUACUAAACUCAAACAGUUCAAGCACCCACCAAGCAUACAAAGAGUUUGAUUAGACUAGAGUCAGGUAUUGAAGAAACUACAAGUCCCUUGCAUCACUCAAGGAACACUUCGCAGAAAAUAGCUAAUGUAAAAACCUACGGAGGAGAGUUAGGCAGCAGUCCAGACGAGCACGAUAACAACCCUGAUAAUUAACAGUAAUCGAGUCAGCUGUAUUAAAAUUCGCAGGAUUCAGAUGUUCUCUCAGAAAGCAAUACGAUGUUUCAUUCGAAAAAGAACAGCGCAUAACAGAGCACAGUCGCGAACUAGUUGCCUCAAUCAAAUUCAGCGACUUCUGUUGCUCAUUCGUUCAAGAAAAAAGAGAAUCUAGACAAAAAGUACUCAAUUGUUAAAAGAGGCAAAGUAAAUUUGAGUCAACAUGAGAAAAUGAAUUCAAGCGGAACAAAUGAGAAUUUAUCGAACAGCUUAUGCAAGGAUUUACACAAUAAUAGCACUAGCUAUGAUAAGAUUCAAAGUUCUCUCAAUAACACGCUGACUUUAAAUAAGCAAUUUUCUGGAAAGAAAUAUAACUCUAAGACAAGCAGUGCGAUUAAUGGAAUAGGUAACUUGACUAAUAAUAACACUGCUGCUAUUAAUGUUACAAAUGCGAGUUUAAACAAUAGUCUGUCAAACGUAAUAAACCCCACAUUGACAUAAUAAAAUGUCAUCAAAUUUGAAUAGCAUAAAUCCCAGAGUGCCUAUUAAUCCCCUAACAGUAAUGCGCUGAAUAAAACUGCUAGGCCUAAUAUAUUUGCUAAAUAAAAAUCACUUCAAGAAAGCACCCCAACUGGAAACAAUACUGAGGCAUAGUAGCCGCCAUCAACAAGACAUAUGAAGAAAGUGUCCAAUUAAACACCGAUGAUUACCUCAUAUCUUAGUCAGUAAAACUCGACUAAGGUUCAAAAAUCAAGUAUUUUCAAUUUUAACAGCAAUAACAAUAAUAACAACAACAACAAUAAUAACUCUCAUAACUUGAGCUUGAAUACUAUGGCUUAACAUAUAAAGAGUAGCCACUAAUCACCAAAAGGGAAGACUCAGACUAUUUCAGCAAUGACAAAGUAUCAAUAAAAUAUGCAACUAUAAAGCAGUCAUAAUAAGUAGCAUAGAAGUCAUAUCAUUAAAAAGCAGAUUCCGUCCUCAUCAACUCAAGUUAUGAAUAACCCAGUCUAGAGAUAGCCUCCAAAAUAGAGUGAAAGCUCAUCUAAAAUACAGAGCCAAAAUGCAUCACUCAAUUUCACCAUUAAUAACAAUACAUCUACUUAGAAUAUCCUAGCUAGUGGAAUGAGUAAAAAUAAUUAGGAAUAUAAUUCAAAUCCUAUUUAGAACAACCAAUCAGCCAACAAUAGUUUGGUUCAAUAGCAGUAAUAGUAAUAAAAUCAACUUUCAAACUCUAAUAGCAAGAAAAAUAGUAUGAUGCUCAAAGGCAUCAAAAGUUUAUAAAUAGAAAUACCUGAAGAAGUUUUGAAUUAGCAUCGAUAGUCCUAAAAUGAUACUCAAAAUUCAAACAGAAGCGAUAAAAAGCCUGCUUUGAGAAAUAAUAUCAGUCUGAAUUUGCAAUCAAAGUAGAACUAAUCCUAAUAAGUGUCUUAGUUAACAACUCCAAAAGCUGGAGACUUUAAGGAUAGAUAGAACUUUUCAAUGGCUUCAAGCGAAAAAGCAAAGUAAAAGUCAAGUCCUAAGAGUAUUUAAUAGCAAUUUCAAAUGAUGGCUGAAAUGCCACUACAACCUGCUCAUAAGAUUAUUAUACCCAAUCACGAGCCUACUAAAUGUUCAGUUAAAAGAAAUGGGGUAGUGGUUGCUUAUGCUGCAAAUACAAAUUAAGGUAUCAUAAGGACCUAUAAUGAGGAUAGAGUGUCAAUAAUUCUAAAUAUACUUAAGCCUCCCAAUAGAGCAAAUGAAGAAUGGCCGAAGUGUUCAUUCUUUGGCAUUUACGAUGGGCAUGGAGGUUCUGGCUGCGCUGAUUUUCUUCGCGAUAAUCUACAUCAAUUUGUUAUUAAAGAGCCAUCUUUUCCUUGGAAUCCUAAAGAAGCCAUUAGAAAUGGCUUUGCUAAAGCAGAAAAGAAAUUUAUGGAAAUAAACUAUAAUCCUGAAAACGACGAGGUUAUUGAUAAAUCUGGUUCUUGUGCAAUAACUGUCUUGAUCAUUGGGGAUGUCUGCUUUGCAGCUAAUGUUGGAGAUUCUAGAGCACUGCUUUCAGGAACAGGCGGACAGAAAAUUUAUCCCUUAAGCAGAGAUCAUAAGCCUAGUGAUGAAAAUGAGAGGAAAAGAAUAAUUGAAGCAGGAGGCCAAAUAUAUUAGUUGUCAGUUUGCAGGACUUUUGGAGACAUUGAUGCCAAGAUUGAAAAGAGAGGAGGUAAUCCUAAUGUAGUUGUAGCAAUUCCUGAAAUCAAAUCAUUCCGAAUCACAGAUGAACACGAUUUUAUCGUUAUCGCUAGUGAUGGUAUAUUUGAUAAGUUAUCAAAUCAGGAGAGUAUUGAAUGUGUCUGGAACAGUGUAAGAGAUGUCAAGUCACAAAAUGUUCAUUAGCAAGCAGGACUUGGAGUUGAAUACAUCAUAAAAAAUGCUCUUCUGAGAAGAACUCUAGAUAAUGUUACAGUUGUAGUUGUAGCCUUUGAAAACUUUCAAAGGAUAGCAUUCGGUUCCACAUUCACAGAUGAAAAAGAUAUCUAGUCAGCUGGAAACAUCACUGAUUAUAAUAUAGGUUCUAAAAAGCGAAAUCCCUAAAUGAAUAAUACUCAUACAACUGGAUUGAUUAAAGAUAGUCGCAAAGUUUUAGGAUAAUAGACUUUUAGAUCUGGUUUGUAAACACCAACUGGCAAUAUACUUGAAAGAAGUUUGCGAAGUCAGAAUGUGAGUUUAGAGGAAUCCAAAUUAUCAGAUCCUAAUUUUAGUUAUCUAAAUAAUACUCACUUAUCGUUUAAAACUCACGCAAACAACAAUUCUAUUCAUAAUGCUAAAAUGACAGAUACUAGCAACAUUUAGAUUAACAUCAAUUAGCCAACUAAUCUGAAUGGAACUAACAACUUCUUACAAACGAAAUAACUAAUAAGUCCUCAUGCGAUAGCUUCUAAAUAUUAGAGUAUAUCCACUAAAAAUGAUGAGAUCAAGUCCAAGGUCAAAACCUUUGAUUUCAACUAAUGA